CUCGACUGCGGGAAGAGCCCCUCAAAAGGGUAAAAAAAUGACCCUCAACAACGUUACCAUGCGUCGCACCAACAACAGUGGCCUGCAGCAGCAGCAGCAGCGAUGGAGCAUCCCUGCUGACGGAAAGCACCUGCUGGUCCAGAAGGACUCCAACGAAUACAACGCGCAGAAGCGAUACACCAUCAACCCUGAUGAUUACUACAGGAGAAGCUGGUCCUCGGAGUCAUCCGACUCCGUCAUCUCCUCCGAGUCUGGCAGCAAUUGCUACCGGGUGGUGCUGAUCGGGGAGCAUGGCGUAGGCAAGUCAUCGCUGGCCAACAUCUUUGCGGGGGUGCACGACAGCAUCGACAGCGACUGCGAGGUGCUGGGAGAAGACACAUAUGAAAGAACCCUGAUGGUGGAUGGUGAAAGCGCAACCAUUAUACUGCUGGACAUGUGGGAUAAUAAGCGCGAAGGAGAAUGGAUUCGAGACCACUGCAUGCAAGUGGGAGAUGCCUACUUGAUUGUCUACUCCAUCACAGACCGAGCAAGCUUUGAGAAGGCCUCUGAACUCAGAAUACAGCUCCGCAGGGCACGCCAGAAAGAAGAUAUCCCCAUUAUUUUGGUUGGCAACAAAAGUGACCUUGUCAGGUGCCGCGAAGUUUCAGUGGCAGAGGGCCGAGCGUGUGCCGUCGUGUUUGACUGCAAGUUCAUCGAGACCUCGGCCGCUGUGCAGCACAACGUCAAAGAGCUCUUCGAAGGCAUYGUGCGACAAGUCCGACUCCGGAGGGACAGCAAGGAAAAGAACGAGAAGCGCCUGGCUUACCAGAAGCGAAGAGAGAGCAUCCCCAAGAAAGCCCGGCGGUUCUGGGGCAAAAUCGUUGCCAAGAACAACAAGAAUAUGGCCUUCAAACUCAAGUCCAAAUCUUGCCAUGACCUAUCGGUACUUUAAGAACGUUGGACUCUGCCAGAGUUUGUGGUGUUAUGUGGACAUUGUGUUGUGGGAAAUAAUCUAUAUUAGAUUGGGCUAUAAAAACGACAUAGAUUCACAGCUAUGAUUGUGAUGAGAAGUGCUGGCAUAGGAACAGCACAGUGCAUGGAAGUAUCUCUCUUUCUCUUUUGUUGGUAGCUUUAAAAGAAAAGUAUAGACCAGAAUGACCCAAAGUUAUGCUGGGAAGCAUUCUGGAAAAUACCUGUUUUUUUUCUCCUGUCACCUUUGGAUAAUAGCGUAAGAACCUCAAACCAUCAUGACUUGGGAAGUGAAUAUUAUUCUCUUUACUCUUUCUUAUUAUUUUUUUGAAAACCAUGUAAAGAAGUGAGGAACUGACUGGGGAUUGGCUCUGUGCCAAUUGGCUGGUCAGGCUUAAGCACCCACAGCUGAAAACGCUGCAUAUUUUGUAAAAUAGACACCAAGACACUUUUUUUUUUAAUUUU
This is a messenger RNA of Nothoprocta perdicaria, 1413 nucleotides long. RefSeq names its product GTP binding protein overexpressed in skeletal muscle (gene GEM). Gene Ontology annotation, biological process: negative regulation of high voltage-gated calcium channel activity. NCBI's taxonomy places the organism in Eukaryota, Metazoa, Chordata, Aves, Tinamiformes, Tinamidae. Gene Ontology annotation, cellular component: plasma membrane. The record is from RefSeq and is a predicted model, not a curated record. Gene Ontology annotation, molecular function: GTPase activity; GTP binding; calcium channel regulator activity. The transcript is spliced from 5 exons. The coding region runs from base 38 to 931 and encodes 297 amino acids.